AUGGUGCCAAGACACUUCGAGAUGUCCAAGAUCCUCAAAGACGAGAGCGCCAGUGCGAACGUGCUGGAAGUUUUGCUCAGAGGGGAGAUUAUGCGGCCCGGUUCCACUUGGAAGUUUUCCGCUCGUGUUGCCUAUGCUGUGCACUCGGAGAACGAGGGCUCCUAUGUUCCGUUCACGAUCACUGUGGGGGACCUCGAGCCACCCGUGGCCACCCUCGUGGGACCCCACCGUGCAAACAACGACGACUGCUCCUUUGCACUGGACGCUUCCGAUAGCAUGGCGCGUGAGCUCAUGUUCACGACGGAGACGUUGGGCCGCCGUCUUCAGGCAAACCAGACACCUCCGACCCAGGCGCCGGUGAUGGGCCUGCAGUAUUCGUGGCGAGUCCGCCAGUUGGCACUGGGAACCGACGAUGCCCUUGUGUACUCUGUCCCCAAUGUUGCCUUGGCCUUGAUCGAUCUCGAAGCUUUCACGGGCUCGCAGCUGCUGGUUCCGCAGGCGAUCCUGCCAGAAGGCCUCUACGUCUUCACUGUGGAGGUCCAUGAUGCUCUCUAUCCCAGCUUAGUCUCAUCUGCCAGUGCCACAGUGAUGGUGGACAAGAAGGCUGACGUCCCUGUGAUCAGUGUGGAUAGUCCCAGCGGGACGGUCGGUCCGACGGGUUCGGUUCAGGCCAUCUUCAAACAGGUGGGCUUUGGCGCAUGCGUGGUUCCCACGGUGGACAUGGAAGGUACACAUGCACGGACGACGAUCCUUCUGAUGCGUGGCAUCUUGGGCCAGCCGCGAAAUUACAUGAGGGCAUACAACGAGCUCACCUUCACCAACCGAGUCAAGGACAUGGCUGGCGGUGUUGCCAACUCGCUUUGGCUGUACGUUGAAGCAGACCGGAGCGAUCUCGAGAAGGGCUUCAUCUACUCUUACAGGCGGAAGAAAGCCUUCGAGCUCACGGCAUACAAGGAGAAGCUGUUGGCGGCCGGCAAAGAUUCGAUGACUGCCGCAGGGCGCCACAUGGACACGGAACCCGCCACGGAUCCGGUGGAUCUUGGCAUUCUCCAAGUGGACUCGGAAGUGUUCAACAUCCCUUGGGGCCCGACAGCUGGCAGUUUGGACGUGCUCGACCCUGUGGGACGCAUUGGAAUCGCCAUGUCGGAUGUGUUUCGUCUCCAGCAAGCAUGGGCCACGGACAACCCGCCGCUGGAGUACACCUUCUACUACGGAGAGGUCCCGGAGGAAAGGCGCGACCAAUACCUGGUCGAGCUCCGGAAUUUUGAGACUGACAUUUUCACGGAUCAACGACUGUUCUCCCUCGUCCCGGACGGAGCAAUGGUGCCGCUUAGCGAUUGGUCAAUGUCACCCACGCUCGCACUGCCAUUGAAGCAAGGCAUGUAUGUCUUCGAGGGCCGAGCGCGAGAUGCCAGUGGGGUUGAGGCUAAACGGUACUCUGUUGCUUGGUCACAUCCGGCCUACGAAGAAAGAGUGGUCACAUCCUACGAUCGCGUCACUUCGCUUCUGGAGUAUAUACGCCGGUCACGCCAAGCGAUUCUGCAGGUCCGGGCCUUCAAUCGCGGAUCCGUCUCAGUGGUUCCAGUAUGUGCCGCGGUCUUUGAGCUUCCCAGCAUGUACGACUACGACUUCAGGUCCAUGAUGGAAUGGAACGCCGCCAGCGGCCUGCCCAUGCCGAACCUCUCGCAGCCUAUCUACGGGGCUCCGAUUGUCUCGCGCGAGACACGGGAAGAAGUGGUAACAUACCUCCUUGACAUCAUGGGGGCCCUAAAUGACAUCGUGAACGCUCUGGAGCCGGAUUCCUUGGGUGCAGAGACCACGCAAAGUCGGCGGCUGCAGGAGCAGUACUUCCAGGACACCACAUCGAACACAUCCACGCCUCUCCAUGCAGAGGUGGUUGCCUCCGCCCUGGCGCACUUGGCUUCGAAUCUGGCUCCCAUCGAUGAGCCCGAACUUUUCGUGUACCUGGGCCGUCUGACAUCUGGCCUCGUUGUUCGCAUCCGCAGCUCCCGAGGAGACAUCAGGAAGGCUGGCAAUGCGCCGCAGGACCUGGUCAAGACACUGUCCUAUUUGCUGGCCAGCGCAAGGCCUAUUGACCGAUGGCGGGAGGGCAUCGUGGAACCCAACAUUACGGAGCACGUGCAGGCCCGGCUUUCCGUGGAGAUCGUUGCAACGGCUGUGGCGCUGGGCGACGUCAUGGCCGCGAUUGCCGAGCCUAACGGUCCGCCAAGUGCCAUCAAGCAGGCCAUGCCCAAAGCCGAAUUCCUGAACUCUGUGGAUGGCGACCUUGUCGUGACCAUCAUCAAGAAGCCCCUGCUCGACAUCAUCCAGAAUGGCGUCCAGACACAACCGGACUACCAGAGCAUGCAACGCUGGAUCUAUCCACAAAUCAACAUAGCAGGCCUCGGCCCACCCGGCUUCAUGGGAACAACCUGGGCUGGAUCCAAGGGUAUCCAAGCCAACCCAGAUGAGAUCCAGUGCCAGGAGGCGCAGGAGGGCUUUCUGCAGACCAUCACCAUGACGACCAUCUCCUGGCCGAUCAAUCCCUUCCUCUACGCCACGGGGACCUACCUGGGGAAGAACGCCAGCGUGACAGUCCCGUACACGAUUCAGCUCCGCUCUUGUGGCCAGCCCGUAGUGGUGGAGGAGCAAAUCGGCAAGAUCGACCUCACCUUCCGGCUGGAUCCCAGUGUGGUGCGUGACCGCCGGUGGGGCUUUCGUGACACCGCCCCGUAUCGUGUGGCCUGGUGGGAAGAAAGACCUGGUAUCAGUGCCCAGGCGGAUCCGAUCCAGCGAUGGACCAUCAAGGGUUGCAAAACCUUCUGGAGCCGGACGCAGGAGGACAUUGUCACUGCGGAAUGCGACCAGCUUCCGAGCAGCCAAGGCUCCGUGAUGUCGGUGGAGCUGGUGCCUCGCCCGAACUACAAUUUGGUGGGAGCUCCAUCUCCGAACAGGAACGUUCACAAUGUUAUUUCCUACAUGCUGGUGGCCUUCCUUAUCCGCUGGGUGACCCUUCUGGUGUGGGCUUACCGUGCUGAUGUGACCUUCUGGCCGUCGGAGAAGCAGCUCAUGAAGCUCCUAUACUUGCCCUGGGAGCGGAAGUGGCGGGAGCGCCUGCGUCGCGGCCGAUUACCACCUCCGGAGCCCAUUACUUGGAAUGUUCUGACCGGAGAUUUUUGGUAUCAGACAAAGAUGCUGUGGAUCGACCGCAUCAUCUGGACCUUCUGCUGCGUGAAAGCGCUCAAGGGCUCCGAGCUUUUCUUCUCGGUUGAGACGCGAGAAUUGAUCAAGAUGCGUUCUGGAGAUCGUGACACAACCUAUGAGAGGUUUGUUGACUCCAUGAAUGACAAGGAUCAGCUGGACAAAAUCCAAUAUGUUAAAGAACAGCGAAGCCUGGCAGCGAGCCAGAACCAGCCAGACAGCAUGAACCGGAAAGCGGCCUGGCAAGACAAGGGUGCCGUGGAGGCGCUCCAGGACCAAGAGGUCAGCUACAGGGACCACCAUGCAGAUGCAAGUGGUCAGAGCUCACGGAUACCAUCGCACAGGGAUCCCUACUUAGAUGGACCUCCGCUGUCACGGUUGCACGGCACGGCCAACAACGAGGAGCAGAGGCAAAUCCAGGAUGCGGCCGUGCGCACUGGGGACGCGCCUGGAACUGGGCCGGUGAUGCCAGCACAGGGUCUGGAGGAGAUCGAUGCCCAGGACAAGGCGCAGGCAGCGCUGGAAGCAGCGCUGUAUACGUCCAAGGUUGGUGACCUGCCUCCUGGUUGGGAGGAGUAUGUCUCAGAGGAACAUGGAGGCCGUGUCUACUAUGUGUUCUCGCAGACUGGCGACACUACAUGGCAGCGGCCAACUCUCCUUCCAGAUGGCACUGUGCAGUUCUUUCCCAAUCAGGACGUUUCAUCCAAGGCCAGCAGAAGUGGCUCCAAGCUCGCAGACCCCCGAGGCACGACGUUUUUACAAGUGCCGUGGACAUCUCCGCCCUGGUAA
Messenger RNA from Symbiodinium necroappetens, 3990 nucleotides. The record is from the annotation of a GenBank genome assembly. NCBI's taxonomy places the organism in Eukaryota, Dinophyceae, Suessiales, Symbiodiniaceae.